UAUAUAUAUAUAUAUAUAUAUAUAUAUAUAUAUAUAUAAAUCAUGUGCGGGAUAUUUUCAACAUUUUUUCUAGCAAUUAUCACAGGUGUUUUUGCAGGUGAUUUCUGCUACACAAAUGAUGAUGGGUUUCAGUAUUGUUUUGGUCAAUGCUGUGACUUCAGCUUACACUCUUUGACGUGGAGGUAUUGUUGUAAUGGCGGAAGUAUUAAUGGAGGUGCAAUGAUAGGAAUCGGGAUUGCAUGUAUCAUCGUGAUAAGUUUGACCAGCACUAUCGUAUACUAUUUUUUCUGCUACCUUCCAAAUGAGAGAAAGAGAAAAAAUAAUCCUGAUCUGCCACCGCCCUACUCUGCCACGGGGGUAGCCACGACCUCUACCAGCGGUCUUAUGUUCCAGACGACCCCCGCACACCCGAAACAUGAAGCUCUGUAUAAUGUUUCAGCAGCUUCUAAAGAUGCACCACCAGCACCCGUGGCGCCUACACAGUCAAGUCAAGUCACCAUAUCAAGUGACCCUCUGGUCAGACCAUAUCAUGACCCAUUGCAAGCACGAACGCCUUUGUUUUGAGGAACAUUUGACAUGACCCAUUGCAAGGUGGAAGGUCUUUUUGUUUGGGAAAAUCUGACGUUAACCAUUGCAAGUUCGAAUGUUUUUGAUGCGAUGAUCAUCACAUAACUAAAAUACGUAUAUUUAUAAGGAUUAUGCACAAUAUACGUAUGUCUCAUUUGUAAUGGAAAUGAACAGUCCUAUUGUAUGACGUUUUUUACCAUGUUACAUUUUUAAUACUGCUUUAGUAUUGUUGUUUAUUCCUGUCAUAUACGGAGCAUCGUGCUAUAUCAAAGACAAAAGCCCGGAUUAUCGUUCCCAUUCGUCGUUUUCCAAUCAUAGACUAGAAAGUUGAAAUUAGAUACUACGCUUGUGAACAAUAAAAAAGCUCCGUGUCUGCUUAGCGAUAAAAAAGCAUAUAUUUUUAAAUAAUUAGCAGGAGUACGCUUUCAUCAAAUGUGUAUUAUUUCAUUUGAUCAACGUUGCUAACUCGUACCGUUUAUACAUUGAAUGUGUGUACUUGUUGUUCAUAUUAUAUGUCAAUUGUAUGAAUCUUUAAGGUGAUAAUGCGGUGUUUAUCGGUGGUGUUGUAUAAUUCAAAGUAUUAUAAUAGUAUGUGACGUCUAUUGUCGGAUAUGGAAAUGUGAUUAUGCUCGGUUGUCAUGGAUAUGCGCGCAGUUAUUCAGAUUAUGUUAAUAGUCAAAUCGGUCUUUAAAUAAUUCUGAGGAGAGUGAAGCAUUAUUUAUUGAAAGGUGCAUGAACACUUUUUUGUGUCGUCAUUGGAAGCGAGAAAUAAGUAAUUAACAUUCUUAUUAUUGCCACAAGACAAUGUUUCUUUGAUGCUACAGACGACAGUCUUCAACAAGAGAGAUAAUUACAAUGUGAUGACCAUUUAAAAGGAGUUCCAUAUGGGUACUUGUUUUGUCUUUGCCCGUGGACAAGAUAAGAAUUUCUAUCAUGGUUAGUUUUUUUGGCAAUUUCUGUGAGUGUUGACUUCAAUAAAAUGUAUCCUAGCUCCCAUUGAUUUCUUAAUCAAGCAUAUGUACAAUAAUGAAAUUGAUUUUUAUCGGGUAAAGUCAUGACUUUGUUUAAAAAUGCAAGCCCAAGUUAUAUAAGCACAGUUAGAUAUAUGUAUCAACGAUGUCAAAAAAACUUCACCAUUAUGGCGUAGUGCUAAGGCUGGCAAAAGCCGCUGCAAAUCAAGUUUAAUGGUUUUCAUGAUCAUACCAUAUCACGUGACUUAUUUAAUUAAGAUAAACACAACACUGACAUAACAUCAUUAGCAGGUCGCUUAAUUAAAGAAAACAAAAUAUAAAAGCAAUUUCAGUGUCAUGCUAAGCAAUCGAAAAUAAAUGAGUGAGGAAAAACUAAUUGCUGAUCGAUGUAAAUGAAUAUCGUCUUUUCCGCAAUCAUUAAAUCCAGCGGAAGUAACGAUUGCAGUAGUUGAAACAUUAUCUCGGCUGUAAACGGUAAAACUGACCAAUAAACCAGAAUAGAAAAUAAUUACCUGCUAUCACACAUAUAUCAAACAGGAGAAAUCACAUAGUGACGAAACAAUUUCCGAAAACAUAUCGUUACAUAAGUAUAUUUUUGCGUGACAUUUCGGUAUCAACCAGCAUCGUAGUGGUGUAUGUCGCAUUUCCGUUUCCAAUUAAGAUACUGCACAUUCAUAUGUUAACAGUUUUUCACAUCAACGUCAUAGGUAUGUGUUUUAUCAAAUUACGUGUGUUGAAAUGUCAUCCAUUAUCUUGGAAAUUAAUCUUCCACGAAGUUCGUACGUUCUCCAAGGCAUUUGACACAACCAAAUUAAGUAAAUCGUGUUCAUGUUUUGUUAUUUCUGCUCUUUACAUCCGAUUGUAUUUCUCUGAUCUAGACUGAAUAGUGUAGGCAUGUUGUUUUUAGUUUGUACAGGAAUUAUUAAAACAAAUCAAAUCAUU
This is a messenger RNA of Mya arenaria, 2480 nucleotides long. RefSeq lists its product as uncharacterized. The transcript has 4 exons. Lineage: Eukaryota; Metazoa; Mollusca; Bivalvia; Myida; Myidae. The record is from RefSeq and is a predicted model, not a curated record. Bases 43 to 564 code for a protein of 173 amino acids.